AUGGCAGAGGGAAUAACGCAAAAGAUCAAGCUGAAGCGAAACGUUUUCACUCCUGAGGAAGAUGCCCGUUUACACAAUCUGGUCCAGAUCUAUUCUACUGAUUGGAAGACAAUUUCUUCGUUAAUGGGAACAAGGUCACCACGCCAGUGUCGUGAGAGAUAUCUGAACUAUCUAGCCCCUGGAUUAGCUAAUGAUAAGUGGACUCCUCAAGAAGAUCAACUUUUAAUUGAGAAACAGAAGUUAUUUGGUAAAAAAUGGAUCCACAUUGCUCAAUUCUUUCCAAAAAGAUCAUCAGCUAAUAUUAAGAACAGGUGGUCACAGCUUGUGAACAAAGGAAUUGCUCUUGCUCAACAACUUCAUCUUGUUAACAAAAAUCAUUCUGAAGAAUCAGAGCCUGAGCCACCUAAGCAGAAUCCUGCACCAAGCGAUUCUCUGUCAGACAAAAAUGCUGGAAAUUCAGGAAAUCGUCUUUUCUCGCUCCCAUCUAUUCACGAACUUGCAAGCUCGAAUGGAAUUUCUAAUAUUUUUAAUAUCAGUAUUUUGAAGUCUUCUAUAUUCUCGCCUCAUCACCAGAUAGAACCUCAGAUUUUGAAUGAACAGAUCGAUAAUUCUCAAGAAAAGUCUGUUCAAAGGCUUCAUAAUUUCAAAGGUUUUACUGGCCUCUUAUGGUGA
Trichomonas vaginalis G3 is the source of this 672-nucleotide messenger RNA. Its product is annotated as RNA polymerase II transcription regulator recruiting protein. The transcript has a single exon. Gene Ontology annotation, molecular function: RNA polymerase II cis-regulatory region sequence-specific DNA binding; DNA-binding transcription factor activity, RNA polymerase II-specific. The record is from RefSeq and is a predicted model, not a curated record. Gene Ontology annotation, cellular component: nucleus. NCBI's taxonomy places the organism in Eukaryota, Parabasalia, Trichomonadida, Trichomonadidae. The coding region runs from base 1 to 672 and encodes 223 amino acids. Gene Ontology annotation, biological process: regulation of DNA-templated transcription.